CCUUCUUAGGCUGUUACUGGGUGCUAUGGCGGACCUGGCUGGAAAGGAAGAAGCGGUGGGUUAUCUCCACGGACAGCUUGAAUGAUAUUUCUUGGUCAAGAUCCUGCUUCUCCUAUUUGCUGCUGCUGGGGUGGACAUCAUGAACUACGUGGGCCAGCUGGCGGGCCAGGUUCUGGUGACGGUGAAGGAGCUCUACAAGGGAAUCAACCGGGCCACACUGUCGGGUUGCAUUGACGUCAUUGUGGUCCGACAGCCAGACGGGACCUUCCAGUGCUCCCCUUUCCAUGUCCGCUUUGGCAAACUGGGAGUCCUUCGCUCCAGGGAGAAAGUGAUCGACAUUGAAAUCAACGGAGAAGCGGUGGACUUGCACAUGAAACUUGGAGACAACGGGGAGGCUUUUUUUGUCCAGGAGACAGAAGAAGAUCAUGAGGUCGUCCCUGCACGCCUGCUGACCUCGCCCAUCCACACGGAUGACGCGCUGAUGAAAAAUCGAGAGCCAAGAAGUGGCACCUCAGCAGUCGAGAGCCGUCAUUGGGUCUUGGGUCCGGAAGAGCAAGGAAGCGUCCAUCCGAAUCCCAAUACAUGUGGGAAGAAAAGGAAGAGAAGGAGGAGGAAGCACAAAGCUGACAUCCGCAAAGAGCAGAAAAGUCCACCAGCAGGAAGCGAGCUGGACCUCUGCGGGAUCAGUUCAGAUGAAGAACGGACAUGCUCAACCUCGGUUAAGGACAAAACAGACAUCUUUGGACAUUCCGCAUUCCCUACCCUUGAGUGGGAUAGCUACCCUUUUUCUGAUGGAGACUGGUCCCCCUGCACCGAGUGCAGGGAGAUGUUGGAGGCCACAUUGCCUAGCAGUGACUCUGAACCCACAGAGAGCAUGCUCAGAACCGAGUCACACAUGCGUUGGACCUGGGGGGAGUUUCCAGAAUCCACAAGAGUCACCAAAAAGGAGCGGUCCGAGUCAAAGGUUCUGACCAUCACCCCCACAGACAGCACACACUUCAGGGUCAUCACAUGGCCGGAGUCACAGAACGACAAGCAAGCAGAAAAUACACUCUGCGACAUUGUUAAACCUGAACCUCGGAAUGUCCUGUCGCCUCAGGGCGACUGCAAACCCGCUGACGCCUCUUCAACUCAGCACAUGACCAUGACCCAGCACUGGCCAGAACCAAAAGCUUUUCCAUAUCAGCCAUGCGCAGGUAACUCUGACCUCGGUGAGAAAGCCAUACGCAAAACCAGGUGGACAUCUUCUCCACCCAGUCGCAAGGACAGCAUGAGCAGAGAUUCAGAUAGAACCUCAUCCAAGUCUGCAAACGCCCCCGUAAAAAGAAAGGGUGUGAGGAAGAGGAGCCAACACCAGGGCCCAGAAGAUAUCUAUCUGGAUGACCUGAAUGUCCUUGAGCCCCAUGUAGUCGCUCUGUACUUCCCCAAAAGUGACUCAGAUCAGGUUCCGAUUCCCUGGGUCGAGACGGAGACACAGUCAGGCUCACAGUCACCUCAGUCGAUGGGAAGUGGUGCCGCAGACAGCGGCACGGAUUGUCUGUCCGAUUCUGCCACCGACAUGCCGGAUGUCACGCUGUCGCUCUGUGGCGGAGUCGGUGACAAUUCGGAAAUCGACAACGACAGAUUCCUGGAUUACAUCGUCACCUAUCAUGAAUUCGCAGAAAACCCAGCGAUUAUUGAUAAUCCCAAUUUGGUGGUUCGGAUUGGGCACAGAUAUUACAACUGGACUCUAGCAGCGCCGCUCAUCCUGAGCAUGCAGGCUUUCCAGAAGACGCUCCCAAAGGCCACAGAAGAAGCGUGGGUGAAGGACAGGACGCCAAAAAAGUCUGGCCGAUGGUGGUUCUGGCGGAAGAGCAGCGUGAAGCAGUCGUCAACAGAGACCAAGCCAAUACAGGACAGUCCAGACCUCGACACACAAACACAACAAGGAACAUCAGAGUGGUCCAGUGAUGAUGAACCCAAAGAGACGAAUGGCAAGCAGUGCUCAAGUGAGCAUGUGCAGACUUGCCCCGCCUACAAGAAGUCUCUCCGCCUGUCAUCAGAGCAGAUAGAGGGUCUGAAGCUGAGGGAGGGGCCGAAUGAUGUCACCUUCAGCAUCACCACUCAGUACCAAGGCACGUGUCGCUGUGAGGGCACCAUCUACCUAUGGAACUGGGAUGACAAGGUUAUCAUCUCGGAUAUUGAUGGCACCAUCACCAAAUCAGACGUGUUUGGUCAGAUUCUUCCUCAGUUGGGCAAAGACUGGACUCAUCAAGGAAUCGCCAAGCUGUACCAUUCCGUGCAUGAGAAUGGUUACAAGUUCCUGUAUUGUUCGGCCCGAGCCAUUGGCAUGGCAGACAUGACCCGUGGAUAUCUGCACAAGGUGAACGACCGCGGGACUCUCCUGCCUCGAGGACCACUCAUGCUCUCGCCAAGCAGCCUCUUCUCAGCCUUUCACAGAGAAAUGAUAGAAAAGAAACCUGAGAAGUUCAAAGUGGAAUGUCUCAUGGACAUCAGGAAUCUGUUCUAUCCCAGCAUUUGUCCCUUUUAUGCGGCUUUUGGUAACAGAGAAAGCGACGUUUUGGCCUACAAGCAUGUGGGCGUGACCGUGUGCCGUAUAUUCACGGUGAACCCAAAGGGCGAGUUAAUUCUGGAGCAGGCAAGAGGCAACAAAACAUCACCAAGCUCAGAACCUGGGGAGACAGAGCCUUCUCCAUCGCUGCCCCCACCCUCUGGAACUCUUUGCCCCAUUCACGCCGUGGUUGCCCCGACCUUCCCUCCUUCAAAAAACGACUCAAAACCCACCUGUUUAAAUCCGUUUUUAAUGUCUAACUUUUUAUACCUGACUGCUGCGCCCCGCCCCGCUUUUAGCCUUGUUUUAGAUCUGAAUGAAUGUAUGGAUAUUGUAUUUUAAUGCAUCUUUUACUCUGUUUUUACUCAAAUCAAAUCAAAUC
This is a messenger RNA of Doryrhamphus excisus (bluestripe pipefish), 2933 nucleotides long. NCBI's taxonomy places the organism in Eukaryota, Metazoa, Chordata, Actinopteri, Syngnathiformes, Syngnathidae. The record is from RefSeq and is a predicted model, not a curated record.